AUGCUCCGGCGAAGGCUGCUGCCAGGCACCCAUCGUCCUCAACCACGGGGGACUGGCCGGAUCAAAGGAGCUGGUACCCAUGUCGUGGAGCUGGAGUCUUUCGAGUGGAACCGCAGCGCCGUCCGGAAAUUGCCCACGCGCGUCUUCGUCGCCACGUACGGCUGGUUCGCGGCAUGGAGCUUCUCGCACCAGCUUUCCACGCCAUCCUCAUCGACCGAAGUUCCCAUCUGGCUCGAUUGGGAAGUGAUGGAUGGCCACAAGGACGACGAAGAUCAGCUGCAGAGUUCGGAGAAGUGUCCUAGGAACUUGGCCCGUAGAGUCUGCAGGAGCGACAAAGCGUACUGCGGUAGAGGUUCGACAGGCGGCUACUGGUGCUCCUGCAGUAAAGGCUACAUGGGCAAUCCCUACAUCAGCAACGGAUGCCAAGACAUCGACGAGUGUGAGCAUUCAGAAUUCAACAUCCACAACUGCUAUGGUCAGUGUACCAAUACGGAUGGUUCGUUUCAGUGCCGUUGCCCAAACGGAACCCGCGGGGACCCGUACAUCCCUGGUGGCUGCUUCAGUUUCCUCACUGAUAAUUGUAGCAUGUCCUGUGGCAAUCUGAGUGUGCCAUACCCGUUUGGCAUAGGCCCGGCCAAGUGCUAUGUGCCAGGGUUCAAGCUCACUUGUGACACCAGCCACCGCCCUCCGCGACUGAUGCUAGGCCGACUCCAAGUCGUCGAUAUCUCCCUCCGCAAGAACACCAUCCGAGUCAUCAACAUUGACCGAGUCUCUAGAUUCGAUGAUUUCAUACGCAGUUUUAAUGGCAUCAGCUUUGGGAUCGGCCCGGGAGAGGCGGUGCCCUACUCGCUGUCUACCCACAAUGAGCUCAUCCUCAUGGGGUGCAAUGUGCAGGCGGUGUUGUCCAACACUGGGAAGAACCGGGAAAUCCUUAGUGGUUGCUCCUCCUUCUGCCCCACAAACAAGAAUGUAACCUAUGAUACCGCGGCAGCUUCUAGCAUGGAUGAUAAGGAGUACUGCUAUGGCAUGGGCUGCUGCCAAGCACACAUCUCCACGUCUAGGGAUGGCAUGCCGAGUGAAUUAUGGGUUGAUUGGAUAGACCCCAACAUGUACUCGGUUAGGCUAUUGCCGCUGUCAUACGUGUUCAUCGCCGCAGAAGGGUGGUUCAACAAGAGUUGGGUCUCUGCCCAGCUUCCGGAGUCGUCAUGGACAAACGGUCUAGGACCUAGACUGAAGGUUCCCACUAUUCUAGACUGGGAGAUCUUGCAACUGCAACCAACCAGCUCGCAGCAGCUAGCCAAUGUGAGCAUACCACAGCGGAAAACACAAUAUAUCAAGUGUCCUGGCAUAUGUAGGAGCAAGAACAGUCUCUGCAAACCAAUGAUCAGAGGCUACUCGUGUCAAUGUAGUGAGGGUUACGACGGCAAUGCCUAUCUCAUCGAUGGAUGCAAAGGUGUUGGUCGCAAACGCUUUAAAGGCAUGAGCAGCGUCAUAGGAGUUGCUGCUGGAGCUGGACUAGUAUUAUUGUUUCUUGCUGUAUUUUUCAUUAUGAAGAAACUAAAACAUGGGAGGUCUCAAAUGUUAAAACGUAAGUUCUUCGAACAAAAUCGCGGCCAGCUUUUGCAACAAUUGGUAUCCCAAAGUGCUGGCAUUGCAGAAAGAAUGAUCAUAAACUUAGAAGAGCUAGAGAAGGCAACUCAUCGCUUUGAUAAAGAUCUUGUGGUUGGUGGCGGAGGACAUGGUAUUGUUUACAAAGGGAUAUUAUCAAACCAACAUAUUGUGGCAAUCAAGAAACCGAAGAAGGUGUUGAAGAAGGAGAUCGAUGAGUUUAUCAAUGAGGUAGCUAUCCUAUCACAAAUAAACCAUAGAAAUGUCGUAAAACUCUAUGGUUGUUGCCUUGAAACCGAAGUACCAAUGUUAGUCUAUGAGUUCAUAUCUAAUGGGACACUUUAUGAGCAUCUUCAUGUCGAGGGACCAAAAUCCUUGUCUUGGGAUGACAGGUUGCGCAUAGCCAUUGAGGCAGCAAAAUCAUUGGCCUAUCUUCACUUAGCUGCUUCAGCACCUAUCAUCCAUAGGGAUGUCAAGUCUGCUAACAUACUUUUGGAUGAUACUCUGACAGCAAAGGUAGCAGAUUUUGGAGCUUCAAGGUACAUCCCGAUGGAUAUAUCUGGGGUUACAACAAGGGCUCAAGGUACGAGAGGGUAUUGGGAUCCUGUGUACUUUUACACAGGGCGGCUAACUGAGAAAAGUGAUGUAUAUAGCUUCGGGGUCGUCCUUGUGGAACUGCUAACCAGGAAGAAACCAUUUUCAUAUUUGUCCUCGGACGAUGAGAGUCUUGUUGCACACUUUGCUACCCUGUUUGAAAAAGGUCAAUUGCCACAGAUAUUAGAUCCACAAGUCAUCGAGGAAGGAGGCAAAAAAGUGGAAGAAGUGGCUACUAUCGCGGUUUCCUGCAUAAAACUGAGCAGAGAGGAUCGCCCGACCAUGAGGCAAGUGGAGUUGACACUAGAAGGCACACAUGCAUCUACAGGGAAACCUUCGAAUAAUACAUCUCCAUUUCCAAAAGUUGAAAGCAACCCUAGGGGGUCGAUCAGGCGGUACAGUAUGGAACUUGAGUUCAGGUUAUCUGCAGAGCACCCUCGGUAG
Triticum turgidum subsp. durum (durum wheat) is the source of this 2646-nucleotide messenger RNA. NCBI's taxonomy places the organism in Eukaryota, Viridiplantae, Streptophyta, Magnoliopsida, Poales, Poaceae. The record is from the annotation of a GenBank genome assembly.